GCCGACUUCUUCGCCUGAAGAUCUCUCCCGGGACGGCAGCCAGAAACAUGUGUGGACCAUGGAUGACAUCAUCCAUCUAGUUCGGUGCAAGCUAGAGUACGAUGAUGACCAGGAGCGAGCGCAAGCGGUGAAGGUGGGGGCGAAAUUCAAACCCGACCCCGUCCAGUGGGAAGAGAUGGCAGCGCGCAUGCAGGAGCGGGGUGUGAACAAGGACGAGGAAGAGUGCAAGGGGAAGUGGGCGCAGGAGAUGUCCCAUUACCGGCGGAUUCACGAUUAUCAGGGGGAGUCUGGGAAGCCCGAUUUCUUCGACAUGAAUUGGGAGGAGAAGCAGCAGUGGAAGAUUGCUUUAUGCAUGCGAAGGGAGGUGUACGAUGUUUUCGAAGAGUGCUACGGCAAAGAUCACAGUAUCAGCCCCCCCAACUUGUCGGAUACGGGAGUGCCGUUCAACUCUUCAUCGCCUGGCUCUAGCGGUGCGGAGUGCGCGACAUGCGAAGGCCAGCGGGAUGCAGGAUGGCGCCGGCGGAAGACAGUCCGCGAGAAGGUCGCCAACGGAGUUGUGGACGCCAUCGGCGGCCACGGCGCCUCGAUGACGUCCGCCAUCGAUCGGGGAACGGAGACACAAGCAAAAUCCGACAAGGAUUUUGUGGCCGUGCUCAUGCUCCUCGUUGAGAAGAUCGGGGUGAACGCGCAUGUGAUGGCGGAAGCCAUGGGCCGGGGUGCGGGGGCCGGGUGCAUUGUGGAACAGGUGUUCUUGUGAUGUGACUGCAUAACGAGUGAAAUAUGUGGUGUACUAGCUCUUUUCCGCUGUCUGCAGCACGCAGCAGUCGAUCCACACGAUGCUCCAGCCCAUUUUUUUGUGACGUCUGUGUCCGUAUACAGGAUGUUGCAGUUCCGUGUACAGGAUACUUCAGUCGCGUUUUCCACUGAAAUGCAAAAAAAAAAAAAAAAAAAAAAAAAAAAAACUCUUUCCUCCGUGCUCGGAUCUGCGCAUGGCUGAUCCGAUCACGAGGUACGUACAUAUCCGAAAGAACACCAGUGUGAUGAGAAGAGGCCGUGACAAGCAAUGUGAGCAGAGAACAAGCAAUGCACCACAGAAAAAGAAACAAAAUAAUCAAAUGCGGCACAGCGG
Molecule: messenger RNA, 1129 nt
Organism: Chara braunii
Lineage: Eukaryota; Viridiplantae; Streptophyta; Charophyceae; Charales; Characeae
Source: the annotation of a GenBank genome assembly